AUGUUUAAUUUAUAUCCCCUUAGACUUUUAGCAACUACACAAUGUCAAUCUGUCUUUAGGGGACUCAAGUGCACAUUUUGUACUCUUCAAUGUAGUAAAUGCAAAAAUGGCAUUGAAAAACAGGACAUCCUCGAGUUUUUCUGCAAAGUGCGUUUUAUAUAUCAUCUUUUAAUCACGAAAAUUGCGCAGAAAUGCUCCUGGCCGGUAGAAUCUACCGCAGUAGACAAAUUCAAUCUGUACGAAUUAUUUAACAUAGAACCACUAUAUGAUGUAGAUAAGAAUCAGAUAAGUAAACUCUACAAGCAGUACCAAUUUAUCCUCCACCCAGAUCGCCACGGGGACAGAACUCAGGAGGAACUUGAGAUUAUAAACUCGAAUUCUAGCAUUGUUAGCAGAUAUUACAAGACAAUUCUUGAUGAUAAAGAGAGAGCUAGACGCCUCUUUUGUAUGAAAUAUGGCGAUGAGCUAUUCCAGCGGGAAAUUAACAAAUCUGAUACGGAUCAGUUGAAUUAUAUAAUUCAGGUCCACGAAGACAUAGAUGAGCUCUCCAGUGAAGACCAACUACUAGCGUUCAAAGAGGAAUUUAAGGGGAAAAUUGAAGAUGUAAUUGCAAAUAUAAAUAAAUCGUUUCUGGAAAAUGACCCUCGCUCUGUACUCACCUACUACAGAACCCUCUCUUUCUACAGACAAGUCUACGAUAAACUCAGCCAAAUGUCAUUUUGA
Theileria equi strain WA is the source of this 723-nucleotide messenger RNA. RefSeq lists its product as hypothetical. Gene Ontology annotation, cellular component: mitochondrion. The record is from RefSeq and is a predicted model, not a curated record. Lineage: Eukaryota; Apicomplexa; Aconoidasida; Piroplasmida; Theileriidae. The transcript is spliced from 5 exons. Gene Ontology annotation, molecular function: protein-folding chaperone binding; ATPase activator activity. Gene Ontology annotation, biological process: [2Fe-2S] cluster assembly; protein complex oligomerization. The coding region runs from base 1 to 723 and encodes 240 amino acids.